This is a messenger RNA of Girardinichthys multiradiatus, 1244 nucleotides long. RefSeq names its product purine nucleoside phosphorylase 4a (gene pnp4a). NCBI's taxonomy places the organism in Eukaryota, Metazoa, Chordata, Actinopteri, Cyprinodontiformes, Goodeidae. Gene Ontology annotation, cellular component: cytoplasm. Gene Ontology annotation, molecular function: purine-nucleoside phosphorylase activity. The transcript has 7 exons. Bases 80 to 970 code for a protein of 296 amino acids. Gene Ontology annotation, biological process: nucleoside metabolic process. The record is from RefSeq and is a predicted model, not a curated record.
CACUGUCUACUCAUCUAUCACACAACACAAACCCAUACAUACAUCUGGAAACAGUACUAGUCAUCAUUAUUUAUUCGUCAUGCACAGCAAAGAACAGAUUGGUCAUGAUGAAUACCAGAACACAGCCGAUUGGCUGAUGUCUCACACAAAGCAUCGCCCCCUGGUGGCGAUCAUUUGCGGUUCUGGACUGGGAAUGCUUGCUGACACACUUAAAUGUCAAGACUCAUUUGAUUACUCUGACAUACCAGGCUUUCCUCAAAGCACAGUGCAGGGUCAUGCAGGGCGCCUGAUUUUUGGGGAGCUGAAGGGGAAGUCAUGUGUUUGCAUGCAGGGGCGAUUUCACAUGUACGAGGGACAUUCACUCCUUAAGACAACCUUUCCCAUUCGGGUCUUCAAGCUGAUGGGAGUGGAGACACUGAUAGUGACAAAUGCUGCCGGCUCAUUGGCUGAUGUCCUGCAGCCUGGUGACAUCAUGAUCAUCAAAGACCACAUAAAUUUCCCUGGGUUGGUUGGUCUGAACCCACUGUGUGGGCCCAAUGAUGACAAGUUUGGGCCACGCUUCCCAGCUAUGUCAGGUUGCUAUGACAAAGGGUUGCGUAGCCUCAUGAUGGAGAUUGCCAAGCAGAUGGGUGUUGCUGGCCUUGUGCAGGAAGGUGUUUAUGCCAUGGUGGGUGGGCCCAACUUUGAAACCAUUGCUGAGGCCAAACUGUUGCAUCGACUGGGAGUGGACGCAGUCGGUAUGAGUACAGCACCUGAGGUCGUUGUGGCAACUCACUGUGGUCUAAGAGUCUUUGGUCUUUCUCUGAUCACAAAUAAGGUGGUAAAGAGCUACGAGGACUCUGAAAGCGUGAACCAUGAGGGCGUCCUGGAAGUUGGUCGGUUGCGCUCUCACACUGUGCAGCAGCUGGUGACUGAACUGAUCAGCAGGAUGGAGAUCAAUAACAAUGAAAACACAAAUAAUGCUUCCUGAACUAACAAAGACAGCUUUUUCUUGUUAUAUUUUUAUUACCAACGUGUGUGUGUUUUUUUUUUAUCUUUGCUAAAUUGAAAACCUUAUUUAUGUCACUAUGGUGGCUACCUGUUGUUCAUCAAUCUAAAUGAGAUUAUUCAUCUAUGAUAGUUGAUAUAAACAACAAAAAAUAUAGAACAAUAACUGUGUUUAAUGGUGCUUUAUUGAAACAACUUUGAUAAAUGUUUUGUACACUGUCCUUGAGUCAAUAAAGUUUAUGUUGUGAAGUAUGCCA